This is a messenger RNA of Daucus carota subsp. sativus, 1821 nucleotides long. RefSeq names its product acetolactate synthase small subunit 2, chloroplastic. NCBI's taxonomy places the organism in Eukaryota, Viridiplantae, Streptophyta, Magnoliopsida, Apiales, Apiaceae. The transcript is spliced from 12 exons. Gene Ontology annotation, molecular function: acetolactate synthase activity; acetolactate synthase regulator activity. Gene Ontology annotation, cellular component: cytosol. Gene Ontology annotation, biological process: L-valine biosynthetic process. The coding region runs from base 184 to 1632 and encodes 482 amino acids. The record is from RefSeq and is a predicted model, not a curated record.
UGUGAAAAAUAUUUAAAGAAGAAGACUCGGGUCUUGUAGUUGGUAGGACCCACAAAAGCCACUCUUCUCUGACUCUCCUGUCCUAAACCCAAAUAUCCUAUGUUUAUUUAAAUACUACCAGAGCUCCCCCUGCUUACUUAUGUACUAUAAUCUAUACAUACAUUAUACAUACAUUGCUGAGAGAUGUCCAUGGCGGCUGCACACUGGAGUUUGACGGCGGGGAUCGACGGUGGCAGUUGGAAAGACACCACCACAGCCACUAGAAGAAUUAGUAGAGGUGCUGCAACACUCGGGUUUGGGUCCGGGUCCGGGUCCGGGUCUCAAUGUUCUAAGCAUUUUCAAUCAACAAAUAAUGGAGUUGCUGCUGCUGCUUCAACUCUCACUCAUUCCUCUGUUUCACUUGCUCCUUCCAGCGUAAAGCGGCACACCAUUUCUGUGUUUGUUGGGGACGAGAGUGGUAUCAUUAAUAGAAUUGCGGGGGUCUUUGCUAGGAGAGGUUACAAUAUCGAGUCUCUUGCGGUUGGUUUAAACAAGGACAAGGCUCUUUUUACUAUUGUUGUCUCCGGCACCAACAAAGUCUUGCAACAAGUUGUCGAACAGCUCAACAAGCUUGUGCAUGUCUUGAAGGUGGAAGAUCUCUCAAAGGAACCCCAAGUAGAACGUGAGCUCAUUCUUGUCAAACUUGGCGCAAGUCCAAGCACACUACCUGAGAUCAUGUGGCUCGUAGAUAUUUUUAGAGGGAAAAUUGUUGAUACAUCAGAUCAGGCAUUGACUGUAGAGGUCACUGGAGAUCCUGGUAAGAUAGCCGCUGUUCUAAGAAAUUUAAGCAAGUUUGGUAUCAAAGAACUUGCCAGAACUGGAAAGAUUGCUUUGAGACGAGAAAAGAUUGGCGAGACAGCUCCUUUUUGGAAUUAUUCUGCGGCUUCUUAUCCAGAUCUUGAGAAAAAAGUACAUGCAUUCUCUUCUGUGGAAAAUGUUAAUCAGUCACUUCAUGACACCUCUACCUCCUCUACGGGCGAUGUAUAUCCUGUGGAGCCUAACAAUGAGUUCGCAUUUCAAAAAGUUCUAGAUCCUCAUUGGGGGGUUGUCUAUGACGAAGAUUCAAGCGGGAAUCAGUCACACACUUUAUGUAUGCUCGUUAAUGAUUCUCCUGGAGUACUCAACAUAGUAAGCGGGGUUAUAUCAAGAAGAGGUUAUAACAUUCAGAGUCUGGCUGUGGGUCCUGCGGAAAUGGAAGGGUUUUCUCGCAUCACAACCGUUGUUCCUGGUACCGAUGACACCAUCAAUAAGUUAGUUAAUCAGUUUCGCAAAUUGGUGGAUAUUCACGAGGUCAAGGAUAUUACUCAUUCACCAUUUUCAGAGCGCGAGCUUAUGUUGAUUAAAGUCGCUGCUGAUCCUGAUGCUAGGAGGGAUGUCCUGGAUAUUGCAAGGAUCUUCAGAGCCAAACCUGUAGAUGUAUCUGACCAUACUAUAACUUUAGAGCUCACUGGAGACUUUGAAAAGAUGCUUGCAUUGCAGAAAUUACUGGAAACUUAUGGCAUCUGUGAGGUGGCAAGGACUGGGCGGGUGGCACUGGUGCGGGAGUCGGGUGUUAAUUCUAAGUAUCUCCGGGGAUACUCUCUUCCAUUCUAGUUAUUAGUUUCUCAUCCAUUCAAGUUUUAGUGUCUAGACCUGCAACUUCUGUCCUAACCUCAUUGGAACUUGUCAAUGUUUCCAGUAUAUCUGUUAUUAGGUGCACUCGUGAUUAAAAAGAUCACGAUGUUAACCUUCUAAAUUAAUCUAUGAACAUUUGGUACCAUAUAUUGUGUUUGCCUUCCUUAA